Messenger RNA from Bombyx mandarina (wild silkworm), 431 nucleotides. It is a transcript of the gene Ccdc56, whose product is annotated as Coiled-coil domain containing 56. Gene Ontology annotation, cellular component: mitochondrial inner membrane. Gene Ontology annotation, biological process: mitochondrial respiratory chain complex IV assembly. Lineage: Eukaryota; Metazoa; Arthropoda; Insecta; Lepidoptera; Bombycidae. The record is from RefSeq and is a predicted model, not a curated record.
UUAUUGUCUAUGGAUUACAUAUCCAAAUUUUCGAUUUUUGAGGUUACACUAUAUUUUCGAAUAAUUUCGAACUACCUAAUGAGUCUUGUUUGCAUUAAUUAAUAUUACUUGUUAUUAUCUCUAAAAUUUGUUUCCGUAAUGGGAGACUCCGCAUAUAAACCGAAAAUCAGUGGUACUCAACAAGAUCCAGUGCUCAAGCAGGCCGAAAUAGCUUAUAUGAAAUUAAUCGAAGAGAGAAAUCGCGAACGCGUUCAAAAAUUACAAGUGAUUUCGAAACGCAAUCGACUGACUGGCUUCACGAUAGGAGCCGGAGUGUUGGGUGUUUACUUGUAUUCUAUCUUCGCCAUCAAACAGGAGACGUUCCUUGACGAUUUCGACGAGCCCCCGAAAAUACAGCAGUAAUCAUGGCCGUCGCUAAAACUGCAUUACAG